Molecule: messenger RNA, 537 nt
Organism: Necator americanus (New World hookworm)
Lineage: Eukaryota; Metazoa; Nematoda; Chromadorea; Rhabditida; Ancylostomatidae
Exons: 2
Coding region: 1-537 (178 amino acids)
Source: RefSeq, a predicted model, not a curated record
AUGGCCGAUCAGCUCGAGCAGGAGUCGUUGGAAGAACAGAUAGCGUCGGCCUUAAGGACAGUGAUGCAGACCCUCCAGCGCAACAAUGAUAUGAAGAGAAUCAUCAUUGAUAACGAUCACCUCCUUCACGAUCAUACUGACGCAGCGAAACAACAACUGCUUUCAACCUCGAAACAGCGAUCCGAAACACGGACAGGGGAGAGACCAUGCCAAGCAAUAGCAUUGCCGACAUGGAAUCUCACACAGAGACUCUUGCGAAGACGCGGCGACCAAACAACGCAGGUCGAGCCGAGAACGCAAGCGAACCGGGAGCAGGACGAACCACCGAGCAGCAGAGACGGCAAGCGACACCUAGACAAGAACCAGCCCGCCCACCUUGAAGCAAAAAAGAGAAAAAAACGGGAGGAAGAGGAGAUGAACGACGAUGACGCCCCAGAGACGAUGGAUGAAGUCGGCGAGGCCGAGAGAGAAGCCAAAGACGAGGACGAACGAGAAGAACCGAGUGAGGAGGACGUUGUCACAGAGCAGAUAGAAUAG